GGAGCCGAGGCCCAGGCGGGGGUUUAGAGCCGCGCUGCUUCCUCCGGGCGUGGUUUUCAACCUGGGGGAAGGGUCUGUGGAACGUGAGGGGAGGUGGAGGCGAUGGCGGCGGCGACGCGGGAAGAUGGCGUCGGCAGCCAGGAGCGCGGGCCUCGGGGCUGCGAGCACUAUGACAGAGGAUGUCUCCUGAAGGCUCCUUGUUGUGACAAGCUUUAUACUUGCCGGUUGUGUCAUGAUAACAAUGAAGAUCACCAGCUAGAUCGUUUUAAAGUAAAGGAAGUGCAGUGUAUCAACUGUGAAAAAAUUCAACAUGCCCAACAGACUUGUGAAGAAUGUAGCACAUUAUUUGGAGAAUAUUAUUGCAGUAUAUGCCAUCUGUUUGACAAAGAUAAGAAGCAGUAUCAUUGUGAAAACUGUGGAAUUUGUAGGAUUGGUCCGAAAGAAGAUUUUUUCCACUGUUUGAAAUGUAACUUAUGCUUAGCUAUGAAUCUUCAAGGAAAACAUAAGUGUAUUGAAAAUGUUUCCCGGCAGAAUUGUCCAAUAUGUUUGGAGGACAUUCACACAUCCCGUGUUGUUGCUCAUGUCUUACCAUGUGGACAUCUUUUACAUAGAACAUGUUAUGAAGAAAUGUUGAAAGAAGGCUACAGAUGUCCAUUGUGUAUGCACUCUGCUUUAGAUAUGACAAGAUACUGGAGACAGCUGGAUGAUGAGGUAGCACAGACUCCCAUGCCUUCAGAGUAUCAGAAUAUGACUGUGGAUAUUCUCUGCAAUGACUGUAAUGGACGAUCGACAGUCCAGUUCCAUAUUUUAGGCAUGAAGUGUAAAAUCUGUGAAUCCUACAAUACUGCUCAAGCUGGAGGACGUAGAAUUUCACGAGAUCAGCAAUGAGCAGCAUAUACUAACUGGAAAUGUCAGCGUUUUGUGAUAUAGAAAAAGCUCUGUGGAAAAGUAUUCUGUUGUCAUAAUGUGUCAUAAUCUAUGCAUUAGAGUUGAUGUAUUUUAAACUAGUGUUAAGGCAUAAAAUCAUACUACAAGUCCUUAAGGAUUCAGGGUCUCCUUAUAAACUUACCAUAACUCUGUAUUGAAUGAAAGCCCCUGAUUGUGUCUUGGUUCAAAAUUCCUUUAAUUUGGAAGCCAGUGGUAUUUGCCACUGAUACAUUCAUUGAUAUAUGUUAUAUUUUCAUGGAACCUUAACUGAUGCUAUUCACACAGAGUUCAUUUCUAGUUCUUGAUAGAACUACACUUAAUUUGAAGUAGUAUUCUUGACUUUGAGGGCUGAGAAUUAGUUCUACCAUAUUGUUAAAAGCUAAUUACAUAUGCUUUUGAAUUUUCUAAAUUCAUUUGGAUCAGUAUAACCGAGUUUUGAUGUAAUAAGUGCUAAUAAAAUUAUAUUGAAACAUUG
This is a messenger RNA of Dipodomys spectabilis (banner-tailed kangaroo rat), 1402 nucleotides long. It is a transcript of the gene Rchy1, whose product is annotated as ring finger and CHY zinc finger domain containing 1. The transcript is spliced from 9 exons. NCBI's taxonomy places the organism in Eukaryota, Metazoa, Chordata, Mammalia, Rodentia, Heteromyidae. Gene Ontology annotation, cellular component: nucleus. Gene Ontology annotation, molecular function: ubiquitin protein ligase activity; zinc ion binding. Gene Ontology annotation, biological process: protein ubiquitination; ubiquitin-dependent protein catabolic process. The coding region runs from base 103 to 888 and encodes 261 amino acids. The record is from RefSeq and is a predicted model, not a curated record.